UGCAGUGUAUUUGGAAUUGUUGUUGCAUGUGAUUGGAAGUGGAAGUGGAUAUAUUAUGGGUGCACAGCAGGGCAAGGAGCGCGGCUCGCAUUCGAGUGGAGGCGGCGGAGGAGGAGGCGGUGGCAGCACCGUUAGUUGCAUUGGUGUCUCCAGCAGCAGCAGUCCCGUUGCAUCCGGUUCGCCGCACUGCAUCAGCAGCUCCUCAAUUGGUGGUGGCAACGCUUUGAGUGCUGUUGGUUCCACUCUGCGCAAUUCACGCAUGAAACCGCAUCAGUCAUCGUCGGGCAUCAGCAUCGGCUCCAGCGGCGGCAACUCCUCGCAUCGCGGCGCCAACUCAUCGAAUGCAUCGCACAAGGAUAAUCGCUGCAAUCCGCCCAGCAUUGGCCUCAACAUAUUCACCGAACACAAUGGUACCAAGCACAGCUCUUUUCGCGGCCAUCCCGGCAAAUAUCACAUGAAUUUAGAGGCGCUGCUGCAAUCGCGUCCAUUGCCACACAUUCCGGCCGGGAGCACAGCGGCCACGCUGCUCGCCGAUGCGGCCGAGCUGCAGGGCCAAGAUUCACCCGGUAAUGUGCUCGCCUCACUGGGUCACAGUUCGGCGACAUCCGUAUUUGAGUCGGCGCAUCGUUGGACCUCAAAGGAGAAUCUGUUGGCGCCUGGCCCCGAAGAGGAUGACCCGCAGCUAUUUGUGGCCCUGUACGAUUUCCAAGCGGGCGGCGAGAAUCAGCUGAGCCUCAAGAAGGGCGAACAAGUGCGCAUCCUGAGCUACAACAAAUCUGGUGAGUGGUGCGAGGCUCAUUCCGAUUCCGGCAAUGUGGGCUGGGUGCCCUCCAACUAUGUGACACCGCUGAAUUCGCUGGAGAAGCACUCCUGGUACCACGGGCCCAUCUCUCGCAAUGCCGCCGAAUAUCUACUCAGCUCCGGCAUCAAUGGCAGUUUUCUGGUCCGCGAGAGCGAGAGUUCGCCCGGUCAGCGCAGCAUCAGCUUGAGAUACGAGGGUCGCGUCUAUCACUAUCGCAUCUCAGAGGAUCCCGAUGGCAAGGUCUUUGUGACGCCCGAAGCCAAAUUUAAUACGCUCGCCGAGCUAGUGCAUCAUCAUAGUGUGCCGCAUGAGGGUCACGGUCUGAUUACGCCGCUACUCUAUCCGGCGCCCAAACAGAACAAACCGACAGUCUUUCCACUCAGUCCCGAACCGGAUGAGUGGGAGAUCUGCCGCACGGACAUCAUGAUGAAGCACAAACUGGGCGGCGGACAGUAUGGCGAGGUCUAUGAGGCCGUAUGGAAGCGCUAUGGCAACACAGUCGCUGUCAAGACACUGAAAGAGGACACCAUGGCACUGAAGGACUUCCUCGAAGAGGCGGCCAUCAUGAAAGAGAUGAAGCAUCCAAAUCUUGUACAGCUUAUCGGUGUCUGCACCCGUGAGCCGCCCUUCUAUAUCAUCACCGAGUUCAUGUCGCACGGCAAUCUGCUUGACUUUCUGCGCUCCGCCGGCAGAGAGACACUGGACGCAGUGGCCCUGUUGUAUAUGGCGACACAGAUAGCGUCGGGCAUGAGCUAUCUGGAGUCUCGCAACUAUAUCCAUCGGGAUCUGGCGGCGCGCAACUGCUUGGUGGGUGACAACAAGCUGGUCAAGGUCGCUGAUUUUGGGCUGGCGCGUCUGAUGCGCGACGAUACAUAUACGGCGCAUGCGGGCGCCAAGUUCCCCAUCAAGUGGACCGCCCCCGAGGGACUGGCGUACAACAAGUUCAGCACCAAGUCCGAUGUGUGGGCCUUUGGGGUGCUGCUGUGGGAGAUAGCGACGUACGGGAUGUCGCCAUAUCCGGGCAUUGAUCUCACCGAUGUGUACCAUAAGCUCGAGAAGGGCUAUCGCAUGGAACGGCCGCCCGGCUGUCCGCCGGAGGUGUACGAUCUGAUGCGACAGUGCUGGCAAUGGGAUGCGGCGGAUCGGCCCACAUUCAAGAGCAUACACCAUGCGCUGGAGCACAUGUUUCAGGAAUCGUCCAUCACCGAAGCGGUCGAGAAACAGCUAAAUGCCACAGCCAGCGCCGGCUCCGGUUCGACGUCAGCAACGGGCGGGGGAAUAGCACCAGCGACGGUAGCCGCAGCAGCCACGGCCAGUGCCUCAUCAUCGACAGCAUCCGCCUCGCUUAGCCUGACGCCACAAAUGGUCAAGAAAAGUCUGCCCAGUCUCGAUCCGCAGCAGCAGCAACAGCAAUUGGCCAGCACGCCCAUGUCAGAGACCGGCUCCACAUCCACCAAGCUGAGCACCUUCUCCAGCCAGGGCAAGGGCAAUGUGCAGAUGCGACGCACCACCAACAAGCAGGGCAAACAGGCACCAGCUCCGCCCAAGCGCACCAGUUUGCUCUCCAGCAGCCGGGAUUCCACAUAUCGCGAGGAGGAUGCACGCAACUUUAUUGAUGAGCUCAACACGAAUGGUAGUACUACUUGUAGAAACUUCCACUUCAACUCCAACAACAUUUUAAGCCAGACCCUAUGUAGAAAUUUUAAAACCCAAAUUCCAACCCAGACACAAAUACGUACACAACAACAACAACAACUCCUCCAACAACAGAAACAACAGUUAUUGCAACCAGUACAACAACAACAACAACAAACGUAUUCAAUUAAGAAAUCAUCCUCCUGCAGUAGUUUCCUUUACGACAUCCUAUUUCGAGGUCUCACACGGGAUAUUAACAAUUUGACGCAGCGCUAUGAUUCGGAAACGGAUCCGACUGCUGAUCCCGACACGGAUGCCACUGGAGAUAGUCUGGAGCAGAGUUUGACAGCCACGCCGCCCAACAAGAUGCAGCACUCGCUACAUGGUGGCAUCUCGUCGGGCAUUGGGCCGCGUUCCUCCCAGCAGCACAGCUCCUUCAAGCGUCCGGUGAUGGGCAAUCGCGGCUUAGAGACGCGCCAGAGCAAACGUUCGCAGCACCAUCCAAAUAGGGAGCAACCCAACCAAGGCAAUGGCAAUGUUAAUGUUACCAAUGGCAAUGGCAAUGGGAUACCAGUGCUGCCUGCUCAUCCCAUCACUGUGGGCGCUUUGGAGGUGAUGAAUGUGAAGCGGGUCGUCAAUCGCUAUGGCACUUUGCCUAAGGUGGCGCGCAUUGGCGCCUUUCUCGAUAGCUUGGAGGACAGCAGCAGCAGCAGUGGCGAGGCAGCCGCCAAUGGCCAUGCCACACCACCAGCACGUGCUCCACCGCCCAAUGUGCCCACGUCUACCGGCAAAACGCUGACGCCGUCGGCAGCAGCAGGAACAGCAGCAGCAACGUCGACGACUGGAACACCUCAGCAAAUGAUACGGAGCAACUCGUCCAGUGGCGUGACCAUGCAGAACAAUGCUGCAGCCAGUCUGGGAAAGUUGCGGCGUCAUCCCACCACCACAGAGGGCGCCAUGAUGACCUUCUCCUCGUUUCGUGCCACGGGCAACAGCAAUUCACCAAAGCGCGGCGUCAUCACACAGCCGGCACUGGCCAAUCUGGAGUUUCCGCCGCCACCACUUGAGGAAUUUGAGGCGUUGCCGCCACCACCGCCGCCGCCAGCGCCCGAGAGCGCCGUCCAGGCGAUACAGCAGCAUCUGCAUGCGCAGCACAGCAGCAGCAACGAUGUCAGCAAUACGGCUCCCAGCGUCGAGGAAGCCAGCUCCCGCUUCGGUGUCUCGCUACGCAAGCGUGAACCCUCCACAGACUCGUGUAGCUCACUUGGCACGCCACCCGAUGCGGCACCAGGACCGACACCAGGGCCAACGCCAGUGUCCGAGAAGAGUCUCAAUCUCAAAGAGAAACUCAUCACAGAGAUCAAGUCAGCCAGCAAGCCGUCCGAGUCCAUCAAUGGUGCUGCUGCUCCGCCAACAGCGCCGCCACCCGUUGUCGAUCCGGUGGCUCAACUCUUCACCGAGCUGGCGGAGAGCAUGAAUCUGCCCAAGCAGACCAAGCUAACCAAUGGUAAUAGCAACAGCAACAGCAAUAGCAAUAGCAAUAGCAUUAGCAAUUCGAACAACAGCAACAACAACAACUUCAAGGCGCAACUGAAGAAAGUGGAGCCAAAGAAACUGAACGCGCCCAUUCCAAAGGCCGAGCAGUCCACGAACAUAAUUGACUUUAAGGCGCAUCUGCGCAAAGUGGACAAGGAUCAAACGCAACAGCAGCAGCCAACAUCGCCGCAGCAGCAGCAACAACAACAGCAACAAUCCUCGCCCAAUUGCAACACCACGCGCAAGGAGGAUAGCAAAAAGUUUAGCCCCGGAGCAAACGCAAAUCAAAAGACUGAAAUCAAAAUCGAUGUGAGCAACAAUUCCUCCAAUAAUGCGGAAACGGAAUCCGGCGGCGAAACUGGCCACACAGAUGCCGGCAAGCGACGCAGCACAGGUAGUAUUAAUAGUUUAAAGAAACUGUGGGAGCAGCAGCCGCCCGGCGGUGAUUAUGCCAGCACCACAAUCCCACUUCAAGCCCAACAGCCAACAGCAGCACCACAACCAGCACAAUUGUCGCCCAAAUAUGGCCUAAAGCCAACGUUGACCACGGUCAGCACUAAACUGUUUGGCAAUAACCCGCCGCCAGCGGCACCGCCACCACCGCCCCCAAUUAGCAGCACUGCAGCAGCAGCAGCAGCAGCAAGCACAACAGCACUGUCCAAGCAACUAGCAACAACAAAAACUACCACAUCCUCAUCCACAACCUCUACAAUAAAAACAUCUCUUUCAACGCAACUCUUCACAGAUGCCGAGCUCAGCAACAACAGCAGCAGCAACGAGGAGCAGCAGCCUACCGAGGGAGGAUUAGAAGGAGGAGGAGGCAACUCCACCAACGCAACCACAACUACAACUUCAACGGCAACGGCAGAACUCCUGACGCAAUCGCUGUACAGCAGCGAGCAGUUACAAUACAGCAAUGCGGCCAAUUCCAACGUCAGCAAGCAGCUGAGCAGCUCCGGCACCAACAGCCAGAAUAAGCCAGCUGUGCCGCACAAGCCCACCAAAUUGACCAUAUAUGCCACGCCCAUUGCCAAAAUAGCGGGCAUCAAUGUGGGCGGCGUUGGAGCCGACAAUAUCAAUUCGACGCAAAUCUCACGCGAGAGCAUACUGGAGCUGGUGACGCUGCUCGAGGGAUCGCUCAAGCAUCCGGUGAAUGCCAUAUCCGCUUCACAGUGGCUGCAGCUCAGCGACAAGUUGAACAUACUGCAGAACUCGUGUGUGGUGUUUGCGGAGAAUGAAUCGAUGCCGCCGCACUCGAAAUUCCAUUUCCGGGAGCUGGUGACACGGGUGGAGACGCAAUCGCAGCAUUUGCGCAGCGCUGGCAGCAAGAAUGUCCAGGACAAUGAGCGGCUGGUGGGCGAGGUCGGACAGUCGCUCAAACAGAUCUCGAAUGCGUUGCACAGGUAAAUGAUAAGAACGGGGAUGGACGCACAGCGGAGCGGUGAACCGGACAACAGCGGCACAGCCAUUUGGCUGGAUGCCGAGGCCAAUUUUAUCAAGCGCAAGCAGCAGCAGCAGCUGCAACCACAGUGAUAUUAUCAAAAUCCACAUCGCUCCCACCAUCCCCCCAAAACUGGACGCCGCCACAUGCCCCACAACCAGGCGACCAGAGCAGAGAUGCAGCUCCUCAGCUAAGACUGAGGACAAAAAACCAGCAGGAGAAUCAAUAAAAUGAACGUAACUUCAAGCCCAGCGAAGAAGCGAAGAACAGACGGCAACAACAACAGCAAAAACAAAAGAAUAAGCAGAACAACAACAACCAACUACAACUAUAAUUAAUUAUUAUUAACUAUAUAUAUGUAUAUGCUUAUAUACACACACAUACAUAUAAAUAUCUAUCGUAGUAUUUAGUAGCCGUAGCGAUUAUACAUACAUCUAGUCAUACAUAAAUUUGAUGCAUCCGCUAUUGAUAUAUCGAGGGACGAACACAAACAAAAAACAAAAAGAAAAGGCUUCAAACUGAGUUGCAAAGCAAAAAUAUUUCUAUAGGCAUUUCUCGAUUCUAAUCUCGUUCUUUGAAUUGUGAAAACACAAAACCAGAAUCCCUAUUUUUCUCCAUUUAAAAAUUAGAGCUUCGUUGUAUAAGGAAUACGUACAUUUGAAAGACAAAUCUAGCAAGUGCAUAGUGAAAGGUGUAAAAAGACCUUCAUGCAAUGAAUGAAAUACAUUAUAUUAUAUAAAUAUAUAUUAUACCCUGAAAUAUAUAUACCACAAAAAUGGUAUAAUAUAUAUUUCAUUAGAAAUAUUCUCCAAUAAAAUAAGUAAUUAUACUGCACAUGCAUAUACAUAUACAUAUAUAUAUAUAUUUAUGUAUGAAUGUAUAUAUAUGUAUAUAUAUUUUACAUACAUAUAUACUAGUCGGUAAAGUGUUUUAGUAUACCCAAUACUUAUACAAGACAUAUAAUUUAUAUAUGUGCGUACAACAUUAUAUAUAUAUAUAUAUAUGUAAUACGAUAAGCGUUAAAUGCAAAUUGAAAACUCAAUCUACAACGUUUAGACUUUUCUUCAUGUUUUUAGUACUCGUAAUACCUACAUAAAUAUAAAAAAAAAAUGAACAAAAACAACAAAAAAGAAAAUGAAAAUGAAACGAAGAUCUGUGUGUACUACUUGGCAUAACUUAUAAACAGUAGCAAAGCCCAAAGAUAUUAUUAACUGACUACUCGACAGAUAUAUACUAUAUAUAGCUAUAUAUAUAUGUGUAUAUAUAUAUAUAUAUAUAUAUAUGCAUGUUAGUUGCAAAGACUAAAUCAACUUAAUCUUUAGUUUAUGUUGAAAAUACACGAAGCAAAAAAUUAAUUGGUGGCAAACGCUUUUUAGACAUAUACAUAUAUACAAAUACACAAACAAAUUGUAAUUAUUAUCUGAUAUUUUAUGGAUUUUAAAAAACUACUUUUAUACGUAAAACACAUACACACAACACAAACUCACUCACACUCACUCGAAAUAAAAACAACCAAAUAAAUAUUCAUUUCAUAUACAUAUAUACGCGGGUCGACAUUAGGGCGGGCCAUAUGUAAAACAUAUAAAUAUGGAUGUGCAUAAC
Drosophila grimshawi is the source of this 7016-nucleotide messenger RNA. RefSeq names its product tyrosine-protein kinase Abl (gene Abl). Gene Ontology annotation, biological process: protein phosphorylation. The transcript is spliced from 9 exons. The record is from RefSeq and is a predicted model, not a curated record. NCBI's taxonomy places the organism in Eukaryota, Metazoa, Arthropoda, Insecta, Diptera, Drosophilidae. The coding region runs from base 56 to 5380 and encodes 1774 amino acids. Gene Ontology annotation, molecular function: protein binding; ATP binding; non-membrane spanning protein tyrosine kinase activity.